UCAGUUUAUGUUUGCAUUCAGAGGGGUAUGGUUUGUUUGUUUACUCUCCCAUUUGUUUAUUCUUUCUGAGACGCUUUUGUCCUCUGAAAAAUUGUCAUUUUCCCCGGAAUUAUCCGUGCUAUUUCACCCAGUGAUUGUGCAAAAUUAUUUCCCAAAGUGUUUCAGUGAAUGUCCGAUUGGAAAAUUUGGUGGAAAGUGUCUGGGAAUCAGUGAAAUGUGCACAAGACCAUUUCCUGAGGGCAGUGUAUAGUGCCUUCCGAUGGAAAUGUCCGCUGAGGAGUGUGAGGAAGUCAGGGGGCUAUUGCAGCGCCACAGACUGGGACUCCUCAGGGAGCUCGAGGAGAGUCAAUUGGUGCCCGUGCUGGUCAAGAAGGGUGUCCUCAAUGUUGUGGACGAAGAAGUGAUCAAUGCUGAAGUGAAUGUGGACAGGAAGUGUGAUGGGGUAAUUGAGGCAAUUGCCAGGAAGGGAUUCCAUAAGUUCAAAGAAUUCUGUUACGCCGUGGAAACAGAGUGUCCACAGUUUAUUACGGAUAUUAUUAACGACCGUCUUAAUUACGAUACUGUGGCAAUUUCAACAGAAAGUCAAUCUCUAAAACAGGAUGAGAAUUCUCAGGACGGAUAUCCAUGCAAUAACCGAGACACUUUAGAGUCCCAACGUUCCACAAGUUACAGUGGCUCCAUUAGUCCAACUCUGGCAUCUGGAUCUCGAAGAUCAUCAGUCACAAAUUCAACUCAGCCCAUUGUGGCUAUGCCAGAAAAUUCUGGUACAUCCCAGGUCGAUCUCAAUGCAAUUGAGAAGGUUGAUGGGGGAGAAAAUGGGGGGCUCCUUAGGAGUUUAUCCGUACGGGAAAAGCCAGUUGCUAGUCCGGGUGCCAGGAAGAAGGAGAAGAGGCAUACAGUCGCCCUGCAUCAGGAUGGCUGUGCUACUUUUAGUGAGAGCCGAAGUGGCCGAAAGAGGAAAGAGAAACACAGACUGCGCCCAUAUCAUUCGAUGAAUGAAACCAUUGAGGUUCUUGCUGAUCCUGUGGUUGAAGAUGAUCCUCUGGGCGAAAGAUCAUCAUGGGAGUACCACACGGUUACUGUAACCCGAGUACCCGGCUAUGGCUUUGGAAUUGCCGUAUCUGGAGGGAGGGAUAACCCUCAUUUUGCCAACGGUGAUCCCUCAAUUGCUGUGAGUGACGUUCUCAAAGGAGGACCGGCCGAAGAGAGGCUUCAGGUCAAUGAUAGAAUUAUUUCCGUCAAUGGUGUAAGCCUGGAGAAUGUUGAGUAUGCCACAGCUGUUCAGGUGCUGAGGGAUAGUGGUAACACAGUUACCCUGGUGGUCAAGAGGAGAGUAGCAAAUCUCAAUCUCUUGGCUACUCCUUCAAAUCACCAGCAUUCCCACAGUUUAAGUUCAACAGGGCUUACAGGGCCCAAUUCCUCCUCUCAGCAGACCAUCAAGGUUUCCUUGUCCAAGAACAGCAAAAAGGAGGAUUUCGGAAUAACACUGGGAUGUCGACUGUUUAUUAAGGAAAUUUCAUCCAAGGCACGUGAUCAGCUGGCAGCCAAUGGAUAUCAUUUGCAGGAGGGUGACACAGUUACCCGGAUACACAAUACCAAUUGCAAUGAUUCAAUGAGCCUCAAGGAGGCCAAGAAGAUCAUCGAUGGCUGCAAAGAGCGCCUCAAUUUGGUGGUACUGAGGGAUGUUGCCAACAAUGCUGCCACAAGUUCGGGAAUGCAGAGUCCAGCAUAUUCCCAUACUGCUCAGAUCUCCAAUUGUAGCAACAUCGAUGAAGCCUUUCUGCCCGGAGGGGCUUCAUAUUCCGCCCAGAAUCUCUAUGUUCAGCCUCCAACUCGACCAGCUUUGGCAUCUCUGGCUGAUGACAAGAGCAAUCUCACUCCUAGAGGACGAUCGCGAGGACCUCUGAUGGAUGUGUCCCUGAGUCAGCUGGACCGGCCUAGUACACCACCAGCACAUUCUAGAUCUCGCAGUGGCGUGGAAGAACCCAUGAGGCCUCCACCUCCCCGAGCUGAUGACUUCUACAGCUCCAGGAGGCAACUGUAUGAGGAAGAUCCCCUACAGAGAGCCAAACCGUCAGGAGAACCACGCUUCAUUUCUUUCCAGAAGGAAGGAUCCGUCGGUAUCCGACUGACAGGAGGCAAUGAGGCAGGCAUCUUCGUGACAGCCGUUCAACCGGGCAGUCCGGCGUCUCUGCAGUGUCUGUUGCAGGGUCUAACGCCUGGCGACAAAAUCCUCAAAGUCAAUGACAUGGACAUGCAUGGAGUGACGCGAGAGGAGGCUGUUCUAUUCCUCCUGAGUCUUCAGGACAGGAUAGACCUGAUUGUGCAGCACUGUCGCGAGGAAUACGACACAGUCGUGGCGAGUCAACGUGGAGACUCCUUUCACAUCAAGACGCAUUUCCACUGCGAAACGCCUUCCAAGGGAGAGAUGUCCUUCCGUGCUGGAGAUGUUUUCCGUGUCAUUGAUACCCUCCACAAUGGCGUAGUGGGAUCAUGGCAAGUACUGCGAAUUGGUCGUGGGCAUCAGGAGAUGCAACGUGGUGUGAUUCCCAAUAAGUCAAGGGCUGAGGAACUGGCAACAGCGCAGUUCAAUGCUUCGAAGAAAGAAAUGAACGCUUCUGAAUCCAGAGGGAGCUUCUUCAAGCGUCGCCGAUCCACCCAUCGACGAUCGAAAAGCCUAUCAAGAGAAAAUUGGGAUGAUGUUGUCUUCUCGGAUGCCAUUUCGAAAUUCCCGGCCUAUGAAAGGGUAGUUCUGAGACAUCCGGGCUUUGUGCGUCCGGUUUGUUUGUUCGGACCGGUAGCCGAUAUUGCUCGGGAGCGUCUAAUCAAGGAUUUCCCGGACAAAUUCACUGCCCCUUUGCAGGAUGAUGGAGCCAAGAGUGGCUCGAGCAAGUGCGGUAUUGUUCGAUUGUCCAAUAUUCGGGACAUCAUGGACAGGGGGAAGCAUGCUCUGCUUGACAUUACACCAAAUGCCGUUGAUCGGCUCAAUUAUGCCCAGUUCUAUCCAAUUGUGAUCUUCCUGAAGGCCGAUUCGAAGCAUACCAUAAAACAAUUGCGCCAUGGAUUGCCCAAAUCUGCCCACAAAAGUUCCAAGAAACUCCUGGAGCAGUGUCAGAAGUUGGAGAAAGUCUGGGCACAUGCUUUUAGUACCACAAUCGCUCUCAAUGAUGCUGAAACGUGGUACAGGAAACUGAGAGAUGUGAUUGAUCAGCAACAGAGUGGAGCUGUGUGGAUGUCAGAAUCCAAGCCCGUUGAAUCCUUGUCCGAUGAUUUCCUAUUCCCAAUGACAACAUCCCGCCUGUCUUAUGCAUCGAGUCCCGAAUCUGACUUGGAAUUGAGUCCCGGGCCGUCGACUUCACUCUCACUGGGCAAUUUGCCGCAUCUCGUGAAAUCAAGCUCAGAUCCAUCGAUUGCCACUAACCAGGAUAAUUUGGAUAGGGAUAGAGAGAUGAAUUUGGGUGACGGAAUGCCACCGCCAUAUACGAAUCACUACGAUCACGCAUCUCCAACUGCCCGAAGACCCACUAUGGAGACCAAGUAUCCCUAUCCUCCGCAAAAUGUUGGUCAACCAGGUUUAGACAACAACCUAACGUAUGCCACAGCAUCUAGACCUCCUCCUCCUGUCCAAGGACAGAUAUACGGGGGAGCUCCAGAUCUGCCGCCGCGAGUGGACAGAGCCUCAAAGCCUCCGGGUGCUGUAGCAUCUCCGGAUAGGUCGGUACCUAAGAAUUCCAGCAUUCACAGUAUCUCGACGCUGAGUAGAUCGGCACAAGAACGACUUUUCACAACGCCGAAAAAUGAAGGAGAUCCUGCUGAUGAAUACGCAACGCGAAAUCAACUGUUGAAUGCUGUGGAUAAGAGACUCAAUGGCGGGAAUUCCCAGCAAGCGUCAUUAGAGAGACAGAGAGUAGCGGCUGGUGGAAAGAUCAAUAAUGGAUCAUAUGACAGUGUAUCUAGUUAUGAUUCCUACAACACAGCCCAAAUGGCCGCUCAAAACAUUCGCCUGGGACCGAAUGCCCCGGAUGAUCUCAAAUCCGUGCCCAAUGUCAAUGGACGGACUCCAUCAACGCCCGGAACUGAGUACCAGAGGAAUUCGGGGCAUGAGUUCUCACGGUCAACCGUCCACGAGCUAAGUAGGAGCCUUUCAUCGGGUGCCAAUGAUCUCAAUCGGCAGAGUAGUCCAGCCAGGAGUGGUUUCCACGGUGGUGAUCGCAACAUUCCCAGCGGCCAUGAUGGAGUCUUAACGCGUGCAGAACGACCUUCUGGAGUAUCUGUACCUCAGCGUCCUUCAAAUCUCGCUCUGGACGGAAGUCCCAGGAAACUUCCGUUUGAAACCAAGACAGACUACGGAAAGUACAGUCGCAAUAAUUCCGCCACUCAAGCUGACUACUCCAAGACCACAAAGACUGGCCCACCGGCCGCACAGCCUCCGCCUCCGGGAGUACCCUUCAAGCCUGUACCACCCCCAAAGCCUAAAAACUACCGACCACCUAUCCAGGGAGCCCAAUCUGGGAAUCAAUGGGAGAAUGGGGAAUCUGUUAUGCCUCGAUCACCCAAUGGAUACGGCUUCUACCCUACUCCUUCCCAUUUUCAUCACUCCGGACAGAAUCCUCCGACGUCGCCCAUGGGAUCUGGUCCUCCGCCAAUUCAUAGUGGUGGCUACAAUCAACAGUAUCCUGGUUCUAGUGGACACUUCAAUACUCCUCAGUCGCCCUAUGGACCUCGAGAAGGCAUGGGAAACAACGGAUUCGGUGGAAAUCAUCUCUACAACGGACAGUACAUGCAUAGAUCUCCUGGAUUCGGAAACCUUCCCCAUCAUCCUCCUGAGAGGAACACUCUAGAUUUGGCGGGCAGUCGUGAGCAACGUGGAUCAGCCUUUGAAUUGUACAGAAAACCACAAAUUAGCACAGCGAGUCAUCAUCACAAUCUCAGCACUGUGGAUUCCUACGUAAACGCCCUCAAUGAGCACCAUCUGUAUCAGCAACAGAUAGCCUAUAUGGCCCCUAAUACACCACCUCCACUCCCUCCCCCAGUAAAGCCUAAAAAGAAACUCCUCAGAUCCCCUCUGGCAGCCAUAAAGAAUGCCUUCCUGAAGACAACUCGUCCACUCAGGCGGCAAUCGAGUGUUGCUGCUGAGUGCGAGAAGAAGGCUAGAGCUGUACGUAGACAGCAUUCAAUGAUGGAGCCUAGAAUGUAUCAGAGACCUCCCAUUGAGUACGCCCCUUACUCAGUCGGAACCUAUCAGGACCUACAGUAUGAGGCUCUCUAUGAAAGAACCAGAGAGUGUCAACCUGAUCCUCUGUACGCCAACAGGGCAUUGAUUGACUUUGAACAGAGGAUGCCUCCUAGGGGGAUCCUGAGGAGGCAUAGUUUUGCAGAUAGGCCUGGAUCGGCUACGCCUUUCCGACGAAAUCGCUCAUUGAUGGUUCGGAGGGAGGUGCCGCAAAAUGAAGAAGAGGGUAUCUAUCAAAGCAGGGGAGGAGCUUUCAUGUUGGAGUCGAAUAGGAGUGGACUGGAAAAGAUGAAUUAUGGGUAUCCGAGGAGGAGAGACCUCCACAGGGAUCAUCUGUACCAGAGCAAGAAGGAAAUGCAGGAAAGGAUUCAGCAGGGUAGGGUAGAGAUGGAAAGGGCGACAUCUGAGCCACCUAGUGACUCAUCAUCGUCAGCUGCUGGAUCUAGGGAUACCAGUAUCUAUUCUACUCGUAGGGAGGUCAAAGAAAACGGUUUCCGAACGCGUGCCCAGCUAAGGGAACAUAUCUAUCAGACUCGUAGGGAAGCAAUGGAGUCAAUGGCAGAGCCAAUUUAUGUUUCUAGAAAGGAAGAAAGGUGUCAGGUGAUUCAUGAGGGAAUCGAUGAAGUCCCCGUUGGUGUCUUUGCCCAGAGAGAAGAAGCUGAGGGUGGAGAAUCGAUAUCAAAUGAAGAUGCUUCACACAGCACUGGUGGAUCUACUGUGGUAGCUCCCUUUGACAUCAAUAAUGACACUGUGGUGGCCAUGAGUCCUCGACCAGCCCCCAGAAAUUCCCAUUUGUCCAAUAUAAUCAAGAGAACAGCUCCAGAAAACAAGACACCAGCUCAGUACGCUAGUCGAACAUCCAUAGAAACCCAGUACACCUCACAGGUUAGCCUACCUUCCCUACCCAGUACUAUUGGGCCACCCAAUGCCUCCAGCACUCCCUACGAUAGCACUGGAUCCCUAGGAGCAGCUUCCAGGGCUAGACAGCCCACCACAACUCGAGGCGUAUUUGAUGAGAACGGUGGAACUCUCCUAGAUCCAGUGUGGAAUGUUUCUCUGGAGAUUCCCAAGGGCGCCAUUGGGAAGGGAAUUCGCCAAGAGAUCUACUUCACAGUGACUGAUCCCAGAAUGAGCGAGUGCGUCGGAGGACCUCCCCUUGACAUGGAACAUGGUGAAACAAUGCUGUCCCCUUUGGUGAUGUGCGGUCCUCAGGGCCUGGAAUUCCUGGUGCCAGUGACCCUAAACAUUCCCCAUUGCGCCGGAAAGACGGCGUCUCUGGGGCUAGCUCUCAAGGCUACGGACAGCGAGAAGCACCUCAACACCAACUGGGACAACAUCGAUCUGCCCACGACUACGGCCGCCCACACCGUCUCCGUCAAAGUGGACCAUUUUUAGGGGAUCACAGAGAUGCUUAAGGUGCCUUGCAUGCCCCCAUUUAUUGUCCAGGGAGUUUAGCUUUUUUUUUUUAAAUCAAUAAAUACUUGCUAAACUCCCUCACCAUGUAUUCUUUAUCAAUAUUUUAUCUAUAAAGGAAUUUAUUGUAGGUAUCCCGUUUAUAUCUGAAUAAUUUUAGUGUAAAAAGACCCCAAUAUUUUGACAUUUAUUCUAUCUGCUGAACGCGAUUUUUUGUAGGUUUGUACAGCCAAAGUUUGACGACAUUUCUUUUGUAAUUUUUCGCUCUAGCACUAGAAAUUUCUUUUCUAUAUUAUUAUUAUAUUGUAAUUUUUUUCUGUAUGUAUAAUUACUUUGAGCUGCCUGCUUAGGAAAGGCAAUUAUCGCCUAUUGUCCGAUUUAUAGAGUAUUAAGAGAUUAUAGGAGAUGAAAAAGAGAAAAUUUAUAAUUUACAAUAAAUGCAUUUUUACACUCUCAA
Messenger RNA from Phlebotomus papatasi, 7103 nucleotides. RefSeq names its product tight junction protein ZO-1 (gene pyd). The record is from RefSeq and is a predicted model, not a curated record. NCBI's taxonomy places the organism in Eukaryota, Metazoa, Arthropoda, Insecta, Diptera, Psychodidae. The transcript has 16 exons. Gene Ontology annotation, molecular function: cell adhesion molecule binding. Gene Ontology annotation, biological process: protein localization to cell-cell junction; cell-cell adhesion; regulation of apoptotic process. The coding region runs from base 260 to 6628 and encodes 2122 amino acids. Gene Ontology annotation, cellular component: bicellular tight junction; plasma membrane.